Aspergillus nomiae NRRL 13137 is the source of this 2370-nucleotide messenger RNA. Its product is annotated as mitochondrial 54S ribosomal mL46 domain-containing protein. Gene Ontology annotation, molecular function: nucleic acid binding; structural constituent of ribosome. Lineage: Eukaryota; Fungi; Ascomycota; Eurotiomycetes; Eurotiales; Aspergillaceae. The transcript is spliced from 6 exons. The record is from RefSeq and is a predicted model, not a curated record. Gene Ontology annotation, cellular component: mitochondrial large ribosomal subunit. The coding region runs from base 1 to 2193 and encodes 730 amino acids.
AUGAUCGACGUUAAAGAGACAGAACAUGACUCUCUGGCGUUCCUGGAGGCUGUGCGACAUCUUGUUGAUGACUGGCUUGCGCUUGGACAGGCUCGUGAGGCUUAUCUCAACAUACCCCCGCCAAAACACUACACCGCGUCUCGAAAGCCCAAGUUCAUGCCAUCGGUCUUAAACAAUUUUCAAAAGAGGCUUGUUCAUCAGCUAAUAGAGGUCGAAUACCCGUCUCUAGUGACUAUCAGCAGGCCUGCUUUCAUUCAAGUCAUCGACUAUGACGAAGACCGCGAGAAGGCUACCCGAGAACAGAGGAUGGCUCGGGCUCGAGAGCAAGUCCGGAGACAGAUUGGAUUUAGAUGGAUUAUGGAGGCGUUAUCCGGUGGCGAUCUCUCAGAUAUUGGUCCAUUUUGUUUUGGGGGCAUAAUGAAAAACUCGAGAGCCGUGGAACCACAGGUCUCACUACACGAGUUUUCUGACAAAUUGCAGCAGUGCUUAAAAACCCGCCGGCCUGUGCUGGUAGGACAUAACCUUUUCACGGAUGUGGUAUAUCUUUAUCGUUGCUUUUUCGGUCUACUUCCGGAUAAGUUGGAAGAAUUCCAAGCAAUAGCUCAUGAGAUGUUUCCAAUUUUGAUGGAUACAAAAUACAUGGCUACGCACGAUUGCGGUUCCAUCAUCCCCAAAUCGUCUUUGAGCGAGAUCAACGAUAACCUUCUUCAUAUAAAUACCCCGAACAUACGUAUACAUGAUCAGCAUUCCAAAUAUAACAGCCAGAAAAUCGACCACGAGGCAGGUUAUGACAGCCUGCUUACAGCUCGGAUAUUUAUCAAGCUCUCUGCUCAGCUCCGUGACAGAGGCAUUUCCAAGCUCCUGGAACCGGUAGAAUUGAAAGGUCAGCCGGAUACUACGGGUUCGAACACUACAACCUUGGCUGCCCCAGAAAGCCUGAAGGACACUGCAGAGAAGGAAUCGAAGACGACACUCAAGGCACCGACGAGCACCAAGCUUGGCACGAGAUUUGAUGCGCUUGAUGUUGAAGAGAUUAAAGAUCAAGUUGAAAAUAUGGCGCUCAAAUCGCGUAAAUCUAGCAGAUCCGUCGACAUUACGCGGAAAGUCGCCAAUGGAGAACUAAUACCCCGGCAAGACGCAGAGUUUUGGAAGCUCUACGCAAACACAGUCGGCGAGAUGUCGUCGGGAUCCAAUGGUGCCAGGCGCAUAGCGUCUGUUUUGCGGCCCUCGAUUGCCGACCCCAAAGUGUGCAGAAGCUGUCAAGAGACCCUUGUUCGCCGCAGUUAUUCCUCGGCCGCUGCACAGCCUUCUUCAGAAACUACCUCUACCGCUACAACUACCUUCCCCGUUGUGAAGCCCGUCUACACCAUCAAUGCCGGCGUGGCCCUAUCCCGCCCCCCUCAGAUUACCCGCGACCUCUCACAAUUUGAGAAAGCAUACUAUUUCUACCAGAAGCGACUGAACGAGCGUUUGGCGCUUCCAUUCACCAAAUACUUUUACUUUAAGCGAGGAACGCCAGCGGACGAAGACUGGAAGCGUAAAAUCCGGGAGCGCCAGACGCCCGCGCGUGACAUCGGCAAGUACAAUGCGUACUCGAAGGACGCAUGGAACGAUGAACUUCUUGUGGGAGCCGUCGAGGCCGAACCGGAGCAUCAGGUGGAGAUGCUUGUGCAGGAUGCGGAAGCCACAGUCAAUGCUACCUCCCAAGACACCAGCAAGAAGGAGGAGAUCCCCAGGCCAUUCCCCCGAGUAACGGAGGCGGAUCAGAAGAACGACCAGAGAAGCCUGAACCGGGCCCUUCAGAGGACACUCUAUCUUCUGGUUCAGACUAAGGAGGGAUACUGGAAGCUCCCCAGCUCUCCGGUGGAGCAGGAGGAAACUCUUCGACUGGCUGCUGAACGUACUCUUGCGCAAGCCGCUGGUGUUAACAUGAACACCUGGAUGGUGGGCUUCCACCCCGUUGGCCACCACGUCUACAACUUCAAAAAGCCGAGGGUGGACACGGCCAAUGGCACGGAGCAUCUGGGCGAAAAGACUUUCUUCAUGAAGGCUCGAAUUAUGGCUGGACAGGCUGAUCUGGCCGCCAACACGCAGAAUCUCCAGGACUUCAAGUGGCUGACCAAGGAGGAGAUUGCCCCCUUUGUACUGCCACAGUACUACAGCAACAUCAAAAACAUGUUGGCUGAGCGGUAAAUAGUUGGUUAAGCGGGGUGUACGGCUUGCUAGGUAUUCUGUCUGAGAAUGAUCAGAUCCUGUGCUGGGAUGUGGAAGGAGUGUACUGAUAGAACUGAAGAAACUGAGCGAUUUGAUCCAGUGGGAAGUGCCUAUGCCCGAAAUGGGCCAGAACUGCAUAUAUAUUGUAUGUCAUGU